This is a messenger RNA of Peniophora sp. CBMAI 1063, 1539 nucleotides long. The record is from the annotation of a GenBank genome assembly. Lineage: Eukaryota; Fungi; Basidiomycota; Agaricomycetes; Russulales; Peniophoraceae.
AUGGCACACAGUACUGCGAAGCCCGUCUUUUGCUCUGAAGACACCAAAGGGCUAAAACCUGGAGACGUUGUGUCCUCUUGGAUCACCAGCUUUGAGUGGGACGAAUCAUGCGUGCGCGCGGAAGAGGCAGACAGAUGGACAAAAGAAAGCGACCCUCCCUGCGACGCGACUUUGGAUAUUCUUUUCCCGGACCAGACAUCCUCUGUGGGAGUAGACUUGCUCGGAAAGCUUCAGAGCUCCUGUUCAGACAGUCUUGCGGCACCGACAGGAGACCCGGCACACGAACUAUACGACUCGCUACGGAACCCGCCACAUGAUCUGUGCGCGACUCCAGAGGAUAUUGCGCUUGCGAGCGAUCUCUUUCUGGAUUAUGCCGCGCAGAUAGCGCAGUCCCUCGCUUUCUUCAGUCUAGCCGGCGGUUUCGCUAGCUCACGCAUCGUGGCCACGCUGAACGCAGUCUCAUACCUCGUACCUGGGACGGCGAAGUAUGACGCUGAAGGAUCUCCCAGUCCCUCGACGCGGGCUCAGGACGAGCGCACCUAUAUCCGACUUAUGGAGACUUUUCAGUUUGUUCUCGACGUCAUGGGAUGCACGUCUUCCACAACGUAUUGGCCACAAGCAAGAUGUGACGAGAAGGCGGAGGGAGUCCCAGCCAUAGCACCUGGAGGCGUUGGCUGGAAGUCGGCUGUUCGCGUUCGCAUGCUCCAUGGAAUAGCUCGACGGCGAGCCAGAGAGCAUCUUAGCCGUGCCUCACAAGGUUCGCUCGAUUUUGUACCUGUGAACCAGCUCGAUAUGAGUGGCACGCUGGCCGCCUUCUCCACAGUGCCAAUCUGGUGUUUGGAGCGUUUGGGAUUCAACAUCCCAUAUGCUAGCAAGAGCGCGUAUUUGGCCGUCUGGCGCCAGGUCGGGUUCUACAUGGGCAUCUCCCCCGAUAUACUACGCAGUCACUUCAUGACGCCAGCGCAAGCGGACAAGUUUCCUCCAUCCGUCGUCAUACACCUCUUCUCCCCUCAUCCCGAACUCCAGCACCUCGUACCUCCGACACUACCCAUCCUCAGAGCACUCGCGGAUCGACCACACACGAGGACAAGCUAUCAGUACAACUGCGCACUGGCUCGACAUCUGAUAGGACCUACCUUAUCCGACCAUCUCAGCAUCCCUCGGACCACUCUGCCGGUCUACCUUCGAAUGAGGCUCUCGUUGGCGGUGCAAGCUUUACCGUGCCAUUUCGCCCGCGUGUAUCCCAGACGCGGAUGGCUGCUUGCUCGUAGAGCUGCGUUGCGCGAGGCUCUAGUAGCAGUCGUAGAAGGGUCAGGGCUCGGGAUGCGUAGAACUGCCUUCCGCCCUCGUCAACCAGGUGCCAGCGACCUCGACCCUGGUGUGCGCGAACAAGAGCGCAUCGAAGCUAAGAUGGGGACAGGGGCGGCCAUUGUUCGAUCCUUCAGAGCAGUAUGGGUGGAGAUGGCCGCCGUAUUGGUCAUUGCAGGGCUUCUCGUCUCAAGCGUCUUGUGGCGGUUGUAUGCGGCAUGCGUUGUUUAG